Leishmania mexicana MHOM/GT/2001/U1103 is the source of this 990-nucleotide messenger RNA. Its product is annotated as putative reductase. The record is from RefSeq and is a predicted model, not a curated record. Bases 1 to 990 code for a protein of 329 amino acids. The transcript has a single exon. NCBI's taxonomy places the organism in Eukaryota, Euglenozoa, Kinetoplastea, Trypanosomatida, Trypanosomatidae. Gene Ontology annotation, molecular function: cytochrome-b5 reductase activity, acting on NAD(P)H.
AUGCGCUUUGCUGUCUCGUGCGUGGCGGGUGCAGUGGGAGCGUGGGUGUGGCGGCGGUCUUCGGGCCAGGAUGCAGAGUGCUAUCGCGGCAUUCAUAACGCGCUCACAUUCCACAAUCCAAAACGCAAAGAUCGGGUCUUCAGUCAGCGCUAUGAACCGUACCAGCUUGGCGAGAUCAUCCCUAUCACCGCUGACGUAGCCCUCUUCCGCUUUCUCUUACAUAAUAGCGAGGAUGAGUUUAACUUGAGGCCCUGCUCGACACUGCAGGCGUGCUACAAGUACGGCGUGCAGCCGAAGGACCAGUGCCAACGCUUCUACACGCCUGUGACGGCAAACCACACACCGGGCUACUUCGACCUAAUUGUAAAACGCAAGAAGGAUGGUCUCAUGACAAAUCACCUGUUUGGCAUGCAUGUUGGUGACACGCUGCUCUUUCGUAGUGUCGCCUUCAAAAUCCAAUACCGUCCGAACCGAUGGAAACACGUGGGCAUGAUCGGCGGUGGCACCGGCUUCACUCCAUUUCUGCAGAUCAUUCGACACGCCUUGACAGAGCCAGUGAAUGGCGAGGAGGUGGACAGGACGAAGCUGUCCUUCCUGUUCUGCAACCGCACCGAGCGGCACAUCCUCCUCGGUGGCGUCUUCGAUGAUCUUGCGAGGCGCUACCCGGAUCGCUUCCGCAUGUUCUACACGAUCGACCUCGCCGUUGACAAGGACAAGUGGGUAGAGCAGGAAAACCACUUCUUGGGAUACGUGACGACUGACAUGAUCCGCCGCAGCAUGCCGGGGCCGGAGGAGAAGAGCAAGAUUAUCAUGCUAUGUGGGCCAGACCCGCUGCUGUCGCACGUGGCCGGCACUCCGAUGUCAACGAUGUCCUCCAUGUCGGGUAGCCUGAACAUCCAGCCCAUGGCAACCGACAUCAACAAUCUUGUCAGUCUCGGCGGCCUUCUCAAGGAACUCGGCUACGAUAACACAGACGUGUAUCGCUUCUAA